Messenger RNA from Apodemus sylvaticus (European woodmouse), 705 nucleotides. Its product is annotated as H-2 class I histocompatibility antigen, alpha chain-like. Lineage: Eukaryota; Metazoa; Chordata; Mammalia; Rodentia; Muridae. The transcript has 4 exons. Gene Ontology annotation, biological process: positive regulation of T cell mediated cytotoxicity; antigen processing and presentation of endogenous peptide antigen via MHC class Ib; immune response. The annotation marks the transcript as partial. The record is from RefSeq and is a predicted model, not a curated record. Gene Ontology annotation, cellular component: external side of plasma membrane. Gene Ontology annotation, molecular function: signaling receptor binding; peptide antigen binding.
AUUAACUGUGUCUUGUGUAGAUUUCAGUUUGUCUUGUUAAUUGUGGGAUUUCUUACAUUUUUCACACCGAUCCCCCAAAAGGCACAUGUGACCCAUCACCCCAGAUCUGAAGGUGAUGUCACCCUGAGGUGCUGGGCCCUGGGCUUCUACCCUGCUGACAUCACCCUGACCUGGCAGUUGAAUGGGGAGGAGCUGACCCAGGACAUGGAGCUUGUGGAGACCAGGCCUGCAGGGGAUGGAACCUUCCAGAAGUGGGCAUCUGUGGUGGUAUCUCUUGGGAAGGAGCAGAAUUACACAUGCCAUGUGCAGCAUGAGGGGCUGUCUGAGCCCCUCACCCUGAGAUGGGAGCCUCCUCCAUCCACCGACUCCAACAUGGUGAUCAUUGCUGUUCUGGUUGUCCUUGGAGCUGUGGCCAUCAUUGGAGCUGUGGUGGCUUUUGUGAUGAAGAGGAGGAAAAACACAGGUGGACAAGGAGGAGACUAUGCUCCAGCUCCAGCAUGAAGACAGCUGCCUGGAGUGGACUGAGUGACAGCCAGUGUGUUCAGGUCUCUCCUGUGACACCCAGAGUCCUCAGUCCUCUUUAGACAACAGUGUCUGAUGUUCUCUGUGAGCCUCGGGGCUCAAUGUGAAGAACUGUGGAGCCCAGCCUGCCCUGCACACAGGACCCUGUCCCUGCACUGCCCUGUGUUCCCUUCCACAGUCAAC